GGAUCUUCUAUGGCGUUUUCAGUUUUUGAGGGAGAAGAAGUUCAAACAAACAAUACCGAGUGUGAAGAUAGAGAAUGGGGAGGAAAUAAGUGAUGAAAAAGUUGGUAAUACUGUAAGAAGGGCAACACAUUAUCUAUCGGCUUUACAGUCAAAACAUGGUCAUUGGCCUGCUCAAAUUGCUGGAUGUCUCUAUUUCAUGCAACCUCUGGUCUUUUGUAUGUAUAUCACUGGCCAUCUUGAUGAUGUGUUCCCGGAAGAGUAUAGAAAAGAGAUCCUUCGAUAUCUGUACUAUCACCAGAAUGAAGAUGGAGGAUGGGGACUACACAUACAGGGACACAGCAUCAUGUUUUGUACUGUGCUGAGUUAUAUAUGCAUGAGAAUGCUCGGAGAAGGACCUGAUGGAGGUGAAGACAAUGCCUGUCUUAGAGCACGAAAAUGGAUUCUUGAUCACGGUGGUGCCACCUAUAUACCCUCAUGGGGAAAGACUUGGCUUUCAAUACUUGGAUUGUUUGACUGGUCUGGAACAAAUCCAAUGCCACCAGAGUUUUGGCUUAUUCCAUCGUUUCUUCCAGUGCAUCCAGCUAAAAUGUGGUGUUAUUGCCGCUUGGUUUACAUGCCCAUGUCUUAUUUGUAUGGGAAAAGAUUUGUGGGUGCGAUCACACCACUUAUUCUUCAACUCAGACAAGAACUCCAUGUUGAUCCUUACCAUGAAAUUAAUUGGAAUAAAGCUCGUCGCCUUUGUGCAAAGGAAGAUCUUUACUAUCCUCAUCCCUUGAUACAAGAUUUGAUAUGGGAUAGUUUAUAUAUAUUCACUGAGCCACUUCUUACUCGAUGGCCCUUCAAUAAGUUGGUGAGAGAGAAAGCUCUUCAAGUAACAAUGAAGCAUAUUCACUAUGAAGAUGAAAAUAGUCGAUAUAUAACAAUUGGAUGUGUUGAAAAGUGCUUGUGUAUGCUUGCUUGUUGGGUUGAAGAUCCAAAUGGAGAUGCUUUUAAGAAGCAUCUUGCAAGGGUUCCUGAUUAUAUCUGGGUAUCAGAAGAUGGAAUUACCAUGCAGAGUUUUGGAAGCCAAGAAUGGGAUGCUAGCUUUGCUGUUCAAGCUGCCACAAACCUAGUUGACGAAAUUGCUCCUACACUUGCAGCUGGACAUGACUUCAUCAAGAAGUCUCAGGUUAAGGACAAUCCUUCUGGUGAUUUCAAAAGUAUGUAUCGUCACAUUUCCAAAGGGUCAUGGACUUUCUCUGAUCAAGACCAUGGAUGGCAAGUUUCAGAUUGCACUGCAGAAGGCUUGAAAUGUUGUCUUCUUUUAUCAAUGCUACCACCAGAGAUUGUAGGUGAAAAGAUGGAACCUGAAAGACUUUAUGAUUCUGUCAACAUCCUAUUGUCACUUCAAAGUAAAAAGGGCGGUUUAGCUGCAUGGGAGCCAGUUAAAGCUUAUGAUUGGUUGGAAGUGCUGAAUCCGACAGAAUUUUUCCAAGACAUUGUAGUUGAACAUGAAUAUGUAGAAUGCACAGGGUCAGCAAUUCAAGCUUUAAUGUUGUUCACAAAGCUAUAUCCAGGACAUAGGAAGAAAGAGAUUGAGAGUUUCAUAGAGAAAGCUGUGAGAUUCAUUGAAGAAACACAAAUAGAGGAUGGUGGAUGGUAUGGGAACUGGGGGGUUUGCUUUACUUAUGGCACUUGGUUUGCAUUAGGUGGCCUUGCUGCUUUUGGUAAGACUUACAAUGAUUGUGUUGCCAUUCGCAAAGCUGUGAAUUUUCUUCUCGCUGCACAAGGUGAUGAUGGUGGCUGGGGAGAGAGCUAUCUUUCAAGUCCCAAAAAGAAAUAUAUUUCACUUGAAGGCAACAGAUCAAAUGUGGUACAUACAGCAUGGGCUAUGAUGGGUUUAAUGCAUGCUGGACAGGCUGAGAGAGAUCCAACACCUCUUCAUCGUGGAGCAAGAGUCCUAAUCAAUGCUCAGUUAGAGAAUGGAGAUUGGCCGCAACAAGAAAUUACUGGGGUAUUCAUGAAGAAUUGCAUGCUACAUUAUCCAAUGUACAGAAAUAUUUAUCCACUUUGGGCUCUCGCAGAAUAUCGCAGGCGCGUUACCAGCUUGCACUCUAAAGUUCAAUAAAUUAUAAUGUGUGUGUGUGUGAAGCGAAAUGCACGCACAAGUCCUCAUUAGAGUGUUCAUCACAUACUCUGAAGUUAGUGCCUUUGAAAACUUAUGAAGUUGAACCCUAAAGUAUAUCUCAUUAUGCCGUGCAGACAUUUUAAUAAACAUAAUCGUUGAAUUU
Messenger RNA from Prosopis cineraria, 2270 nucleotides. RefSeq names its product beta-amyrin synthase-like. Gene Ontology annotation, molecular function: beta-amyrin synthase activity. Gene Ontology annotation, biological process: triterpenoid biosynthetic process. Gene Ontology annotation, cellular component: lipid droplet. Lineage: Eukaryota; Viridiplantae; Streptophyta; Magnoliopsida; Fabales; Fabaceae. The record is from RefSeq and is a predicted model, not a curated record.